ACCUACCCGUCCUGGAUACUAGUUUCACCGAAAAACAUCAACAUAGUAACCCGGGAAAGGCGACCUCCGAGAGACGGGUGAAAUUUCCUUAAACAAACCCCACAGCUGUUUCAGAGGCGAUGUUUUUUUUUUUUUUUUUUUAUGGUGAAAUAAUGGGCGUAUGUUGCCGGAAAAAGUUGGCAGUUUUGUUACUGUAGCUUUUGGCUAGUUGAUUAGCUAACGUUAGCCGGCUAACGCUAACGCUAGCAAACAGAAACCCAAGAAAAACCAAAAGAGAAGCUGGAGGAUUUACGAGUUUCGAAUAAUGAGCACAGCAGCGUAAAUGUGGACAACUAGACACAUCGGAUCGUCCCCCUAAAGGUGAGUGGGAGAGAUGAGGAGCAGCAGAACGACUGAAGUACCCCAGAAAAGAUCUGAUCACAGUAUUGACAGAGAGCUGACGGCUGCAUGGAAAGGUUUGGCUCAGUCCAAAGCUGCUCUGCGGCAUAUAGAAAACCGCUUGGAGGCCACUCCAGGAACCGGUGCUCUUCUGGACUCCAUCCCCAUCUCCCCCAAGAAGAAAACAUUGAGAACAUCUCACAACAGGGACGGACAUGGAGCUGACGUGUCUAGCGGGACUUCAAAACCCAGGGGUGAAAAUCAGCGGAGUCCAGCGAAGGGCAACUCACGGAGCCCUUUGAGAAAUGCCACCCAGGACAGCAAUGUACGGAAGACCAGCGGUGUGGAGUUCAGGGACCCUCUGGCCUCGUACAGGGAGACCACCCCUCCUUCGCAUCCCUUUUCUCAGCUGGAGGCCUACAAUCUGCAGUCGGUGCCAGGGUCUUCAUACACAUCCUCUCCGCCUUACUCGGAUCCUCUGCCGGACCGGCUGGUCUACCAGAGAGACACCAGGGACAAGCAGACCGACGGGGACCUGGACAGCACGCGCUCCUCUGCACUGGAGAGCGCCGAGGUGCGCUACCUCAACGACCAGCCGGUCUUGGACAGCCUGAAGGACACUCACAAAGCACCGCUGCUUAUGGAUAACCGCGAAACAAACCCGUGUUUAGCCCGGACCUCCGGCUCUUCGCGGCAAGGGGAAAGCUCUCCUUCCACGAGUCCCGGCUCGGUUUACCAGCGGCUGGAAAACCUGAGGCGACAUCAGCCGGACGACAAGCUGGAGAAACUGAAGGAGCGCAUCCGAAGGCAGAGACAGCAUUUACAGGAGACUCCAGACAGAGAAGAGCUGCGGGGUCAUCUGGAGAAGCCCAUUGUUGCCUGUGCGGAGGGUGACAACGUUGGUUCAAGCAGCAUGCCAGCAGCCAAGAUACGCAAAGUGACAUCAGCACCGCCAGCGCCUAUAUACAAAGGUUUCAACAGCACAGAGACAAAGAUCCAGGCCCCUGAUGGCAAAGUUUGGAAAGAGGAGGAAUUUCACAGCAUCAGCAGAGAAAUCUACAGAGACAUAUCCCAUCAAUUUCCUGAGAGCACCAAAUCCAAGCAUCAACACCAGAGGGAACAGAGAGCAGAAAGGUCCAAAGAGAGGAGGCCGUCGAAACCAAUCCGGAAGGUCCAUAAAGUCGCUUCGGUAUCUGAGCAGAAUUCAAAACCAGUGAUUAGCCCUGCAUCAUGGCGCGAGGGCCAGAAGCUGGUAAAGAUGGUGCUAGGUCCCGCUCCAAAGCUACCCAGAGAGGAGCACGGUUCCCACCCAGCUGGCAGACGGACCCAAGCAGCUUCCCGUCCCCACUCAGAACACAACAGGCGCUCCCGGCCAAACAGCACGGAGAGGCCUGGCAGUGGCUUUCAGGAGAAAACCGCCAGCCGCCCCGCGACCUCAUACAAUCCCUCGUCCUCGGCUCAGGACAAGCCGCCGAGGGGAGGGAAGGCAGAUGCUUUGGCCGUAGACAUCCAGGGGAUUCUUGACGACCUCCAGCUGGACAGCAAACCAGCUGAAGCGGCAGAGCGAUCUCGUAAAAGAUCUCGGGGUGGCAGCGGCGGCAGGAGAGGAAGAGGAGGGUCGGGUUCUGGGACGAGGGCUCCCGUCUCUGCUUGGGGAACCGCAGCGGGGGCGAACGCCAGCUCCAGAGGUAGCCGGAGCGCCAGUCCCACCAACCGGCAUCCCGAUGAUGCUAACGGAGCAAGCAGAAGUGACAAGAAGCGGCACUACGACGCCGACACGGUUCGCCAGUACAUCGCGCAACAGCAAGAGGAGAGAAAGAGGCGACAGGCGGAAGAGAAGCGGGCGGUUAAGGAGGAGGCGGAGAGGAGAAAUCUGAGGCUGGCGGAGCUUUACAAGAAGCAAAGACAGGUGGCUAAAACGGCGACCGUCUCCGCUGAGGCGGUCGCCGCCCCCGUCCAAAAGCGGCUGCAAGAGACCUACACCAAGCUGCUGCUGGAGGACGCCCGGCUCAGCGAGGAGACGCCGGCACAGCGUUCUGCACCCUUCAUUCAGAUGAGACCCAUGUACCAGCCGUCAGGGGAGUCGGACAAAGAGAACAAGAGAAUAGAGGUCCCACAGAGCCCCUCCAGCAGCGACAAGUCUUCAAACGAGCAGCCGCCACCGCCGUUGUCCAGGAAUGAUCUUGAAACGACCUCUUUGCUUCAGCCCGACCAUCUGAAUCCAGCUUUUCAGCCGUCAGUACCAUCCAACGAACAUCUCCUCUCUCAGCUGUUGAGGCUGGAGGCGGCAAUAGCUGCCAGCAACGUUAAAUACGCUGAACAGCCGGCCUCGGCGCCGCACCACCGGCCCCAGACCAGAGUGUCUCGCAUUGAAGCCCUGAAGGCCAAGGCCACGUCCCUCUCCCAGCGUAUCGAAACGGAGGCCCGGAGGUUCGCCGGACAAGAGAUCAACUACGGCGCCGCGACUUCGGUUGAUUUUGAUACCGUUUUGCCUCCCAGAAUCAAUAACCUGGAUGCUGAGCACUGGACAGAAGCCCGUGCUGCAGAAAAUAGCGACACGGCCUUCAGGAUGCACAGGGCUGCAGAUAUUACUUCAUAUCCCGGCGCAGGGAAUCUGCACGACUUAACCGAGAGGAAUGAGAAGACGCAUCCAUACGCGGCUUCUGCUGCUGCGAAUGGGACAACUUCAAACGGUUACGCUCUAGAAAGCAGGAGGAUGGUCGGUGACUUCAACCCGAAGGAGAGAGCAGAGAAACCAGCACAAAGAAUCCAAAGUAAAAAAGAGGAGAAUCUGCCGUAUCGGCCCGAUCUCCACGAUUCAAGUGCUGGCUCGAUUAGCGAGGGGCCCCUUCUGAGUGAAGGAAGUUUUUCUGAGGAAGAGGCGAGUCCUCCUCGCUACUCCGGUGACCGCGGCCCCAAUUCUGAUUUCCUGGAGGCGGCGGACUGCAGCGCAGAAAAGAGAAGGAAUCACAAGCGGCUGUUUGAGUUCCAGAGGGAGGCGGCCAGAUGUUCGGCCCUCAGCCCACCUUUUUCACAGCUCAAUGGCAGCAAAGCACCAUGGGAAGAGCUGAACAAAGGAAGCCCUCUGAGUGUAAUCAAUAUCUUCACGAAAAAUGUCCACGGCCACGGUAAAGCGAGCGAGAGAACUUCAGAGAGGAAUACGCCUCCUGGCCACGCAGCGCACUCUGGAAACGGCCAUGGAGAAGCAGAAGUCUACGAGGAUGACUUUGUUUCGUCACACAGCAGCAAAGCCAGCAGCCAGUUAAAGAGAGGCUCCAACUCACCCAGUCACUCACAGCGCAUCUCCCCUGGUUCGACGCCCGGCUCCUCGCCGCUUUCCAGGCAAUCCACUAGUAAAAGAGCAACCAUUUCAGACCAGAGUGAUGCGACUCUUAUAGAAGAGCAGAGGAGUUCACCGCUUUCAGAAGCUCCGUCCUCUGACCACGCCAGGAGAGCCUCAGACAAAAGUUUGAACCAAGCCCAGGGCAAAAGCACAGAUUCUGACACAUUAGGAGAACCUUCAGCACAUUCUCCCCAAAGAUCCAAACUGGUUUCAUCGUCCGGCUCUCCAGACCUCAGUUCCUCUCGAACAGCAGACUCUCCCAGUGAGCAUCUGAGGAGAAGCUCCAACAAGCCAAGAACAUCCAGCAGAGCAGAGUCACGGUCCACAGGUGAGCUGCAAUACUCACCUGCUGUCCUGCAGCACCGCAUGACAGCAGAGCUGCAGUACUUGGAGUCCAUUGAAGAGUCAUUCAAGCAGCUGGGAGACGUAGAGAGGCUGAUGGGCGUGUCCAUGGCCCAGCAAGAGAGCGCAUCAUUGGCCCAAAUGCUGAAGGCCAAGCAGCACCGCCAUGAGCGGGAGCUCUUUGAGCUGAAGAUCAAGACUGAGAGAGAAGCUCUGGAGGCAAAACUGCAACUUGAAGAAAACCGACAGAGAGUUGCCAGAGCUCAUUUAGAGCUGCAGGAAAACUUGGCAGCCUCACAAAAACAGACUUUGGAAGGUUUCCAGGAGUCAACUUCUAAGAUGAUGAGCCAACAGGCAGAAGCAGCACGAUACACAGCAGAUGCUGCCCGACACAUCAAGGAGAUGACAGACCUGGCCCGGGCCCAGAUUACCGGCCAUCUGAUAAUCCCGCCUGUUGCUGCUGAUUCUGCAGCGUCGGACCAGCAGGAGGAACAAAAUAGGUCCUACACAAAGUCACAAGACAGCAAGGCUGAGUCUAACAGUUUUAAAAGUGAUGUUUCAAACCGAAGGACCAGGUCUGGCGAGCCCUCGUCUUCACAAAACAGCCUCAGUCAGUCUGACUCGCUGUCUUUGAGAAGGCCAAAACUCAGUGGGUCUCCGUCUGGAAGCAGCCAAACCAGUCCGUCACGCGCGUCGUCCGACCUCAGAGAAAGGCCGAAAAGAGAGGCUGCAGAGAGGAACCAGAGGAACGGGAGAGCUGAGGAGAGGAUGAAAGGGGAAGCAGCCAGCAGCUCUAUUGAGGAGGAUAUUCCAGCCGCAGCAAAUGACUCCAUCUGCAGUGAAAGUAUUCCCUCUGUAGGGGACGAGAAAGGUGACACUACAUCUGUGGCCACCGAGUACUCCCUGAAGUUUGAUGAGUCCAUGACGGAGGACGAGAUAGAGGAGCGCUCUUUCCGUUCCUUACUGCCGUCUGAAGCUCAUCGCCGGGGAACCAUGGAGAAGAAGUCACACCGCCAGGCGGGAGCAGAAGACGGCGGUGACUGUAUCAAUGAAACGUUGGUCCCAGAGACGGAGUCAUGCAGUUCCUUUAAGUCUCUCGACGCGCGCAUCGCCUUUUCCGGUGGGCAGGACAGCUUUUCUCAGUUCACGAUGGAAAUGGUGCGUCAAUACAUGAAGGAUGAGGAGGUGAGGCUGCAGCACCAGAGUUCUCUGCUGCACCUGCGGCAGAAAGCUCUGAAGGAGAAGACGAGGACGGAACUGGCCUGGCUUGAGCACCAGAAGAAGAAGCUGAGGGACAAGGGGGAGGAUGAUAAAAUGCCGCCGCUCAGGAAAAAGCAGAGGGGACUCCUGCUUAGGCUCCAGCAGGAGCAGGCUGAGAUCAGGAGACUCCAGGAAGCCAACAAAGCCGCUAGGAAAGAAAGGCAGUUGUUGCUGAAACAGCAGGAGGAGAUCGAACGGAUGAGAAACUCAACACUCCGACUGAAGGAGCGUCUCAAGUGCGCAGAGGGAGAAGCUCCCCCUGAGACUCCGGUGUCAGAACCUUCGGGCCCUGAACUCCCCUCCCCGACGCUUCCCGACGAGAUCCGCAGCCCCUCUCCUUCGCUCUCCGUCUCCGGGAGCGAGACCAGCAGCAUCAUGCAGAAGCUUAAGAAAAUGCGAUCCCACAUGGAUGAAAAACUCUGUUCCCCUGUCCACUACUUCUUCUCUGUGUUCACGGCCCACCACUGGGCCUCCCUCAGUGUCUGUCUUCCCAACCUCCACCCUAAAUUCCAGCUCUUUAUCUACAACCAGUUGGUCAGGUUUCUGACCAAGCGAGAGCAGCAACUGAUGCAAAGGCGUCACCACGCCGAGGAGCUGCUGCAGUGGAAGCAGCAACUGGACCAGGAGGAGGCAGAGGUCCGAAGGAUGGAGAAAGAGGCCUUGGCUGCGUGGGACCAGAGGAGGCCUCGGGAGAAGGAACCUAAAACGCCUGAGAGCGAUGGGAAAGAUGUGUCUGAUACCGGGUCGCAGGCCUCUCACCAGCAAAGCUUAGAGCCCAGAUAUGACAGUGAAAAGGAGGUUGUAAGCGAAGACAACUGCUCCUCAAUUACCACCGAGUCCAGCAUACACACAGAGGGAGCAGCUUCUCAGCACCUAGGAAGUCCAUCCUCCGCGCAUCCGGCCUCGGUCGCUGAAACGCCGCUGGCCUCCGUUCAGGGCAGCCAUGCUUCGUACACACAAGACUUUUCCACUGAGUCGCAGCUGCCUGCUGCAAAUUCCUCCCCACUCAAAGGCGGCCACAGCCCUGCUGCCUCUCCGUCGGACGGCAGCGAUGAGACCAAGACGCAUCUCCGCUCCGCCCCCCGGACACACAGCGACGCUUUCACUCAGGUCCUCGACCCCCCCACAGCUAUGCAGUCUGAAAACAUUUCAGACCAGAGUGACAUCGAGAGUCGUAUCAAGGCACUGAGGGAGGAGCUGAGAAAGCGUAAGAUUAUGGCCAACCAGCUAAAAAAAGAGCAGAAGAAGCGUCACAAGGAGCGCCUGAAGGCGCAGGAGGCCAACCUAUUGAAGCAACUCGAGAACUAUAACAACUUCAUUGAGAAAACAAAAGCAGAACUGAGCAAGCCGCCAGCCUCCUCCCCUGAUGCAACGUCACACGUUAAUGACUCCAGCUACAUCCUGGAGCAGUCGUCCAUUAAACCUUCUUCCCACAGGUCUGACAGCAUCAGAAGCUCUGCCUCUGGAGGGACGCUCAUCGACGCCUCAUUAAGCCGAAAUGCUGUUCAGCCUCAUCAUAGCAGCGCUGCAUCCAAAGCGUUGCCUGAAGAUUUAUCCAACGAGGAGCCUGACCCUCCCGAUGUGACCGUACACAGCAGACCGUUUAGCGAUCCUCUGUCCGAGUCUCCUUCCAGAUCUCCAUCCAAGCCGCAGUCGGAGGACGAGAACCUUUUGUCUGCCCAUAGGUCUGAUAUUGAGGAAGAGUUAGACGUGGAGGUAAACUCCAGGUCUGAGGAUGAGCAGUCUCAUCACCUUCUCCAGCUUGACUCCCAGGAGAGGUUAACAGCAUCCGAACGCGUUCCCCCGUUCACGGAUGAGGAACACGAGCGGCCCUCGUCUGUCAGCUCAGAUCAGGAAGAACCGAAGAAACUCAGCCAAACAUCCGGGCCGGAGGAAGCUUUAAUGCCGAAUACCAUUACAGCUGGUGCUCCUCAUCCAGCGGUGGUCAACCUGGAGGCCUCUGACCCCCCCCUCUCCCCAGACUCAGUGGGCUUCUCUUCAAGUAAAGAGCCACUCGUAAAGGAUCUGGAUAUUUCUGCCAGAACCAAUGGCUAUCACGAGGACUUUGAAUCAGCAAACUCUUCGCCCAGGGAGGAACUUGAGUCUCGAAUCUCCCCUCCCCGUACGCAAAGUAAGGAUUCGUCUCGGGCGACCCCCACUUUUGACAGCCAAGAAGACGAGGUAGAAGAAGAAGACAUACCUGAGGAGAUGAGUCAGCACUCUGGUACCAGCGACCACAGCCAACAUUCAGAGAAACUGCUGCAGCUCCAGCACAACGGAAAAGAUUCAAAGUUUGACGAUAAGACCGAGUUUUCCGGCCAGACACCCGCUUCUCCUCUCGUUCCGGACGAAAUGCCCGGCUUUCGUCUCGGAGACCGGGUUCUUGUCGGAGGCGUUCAGCCGGGCACCCUGAGGUUCAAAGGCCCAACCAGCUUUGCCAACGGCUUCUGGGCCGGCGUGGAGCUGGACAAAUCCGAAGGGAGCAACAACGGCACUUACGACGGGGUCGUCUACUUCGAGUGCGAGGAGUCCCACGGCAUCUUUGCUCCUCCGGACAAAGUCUCGCACCUCCCGGAGAGGUUUGAGCUCUACGCAGACACCACAGAAGACGACGACUCUUUCUUUGAUGACUUAUCCGACAAAGACGGGGAGAAACACAAACCGGUGAAAGACGGUUCUCAAAAACGAGAAGGUCCAGAAAUCAAAAAGCAACAAGCGUCUGACGAGGGAAGUAGAGAUGAAAAGGCUUUGGAUGAGGAGGACCAGACCAAACCCCACCUCAACUCACACGAGCCUCAAAUUCACAACGUCCACACGAAGGACGUCAUUUUGGACUUGGGCGACGCAUCCCGCACACCGCCCGUCCCAGACGAAGACCGAAUGGAGGAGAAGAACGAUGAGACGACAGCCAUUGUUGGCAUUAAGCAGGAUGCCACAGAUCAGACGACAGAAAUCGACAAUGAUAAGAGAGAGCAGAAGGAAAGAGAUCAGCUGGAAACAUUGGCAGAUAAGCUUCUCAGCAACUUCAUUAAAGAUUCCUUUAAGCAGUGUGCGGAAAUAAAAACGGCCAAAGAAGAAAAGAUCAGAAAUGCCAACCAGUUAAACGGACCUUUGUCUCUCGGAAAUAAUGAAGAAAGGUGGAUGUCUUCGGUGGAGCAAAAGGAUAAUCUACCCUUCUUUCUAGCGGCUGAGAAGGAGGAGCUGUCUUCCCCUGAGCUGUGCAACAGAGUGGAGAGUCCGGUGUUUGGCCGCAGUGGUCAAGAGGAGCUCGCCAAGCGCCUAGCUGAGCUGGAGCUGAGCCGCGAAGUCCUGGAGGACCUCGGGGACGACCAGGACUGGUUCGACGAGGACUUUGGUCUCAGCUCGCGCAGGCGGCAGCAGAGACUCAAGCAAAAAGAGGAGCUGGGAGAUGAACCCGCCGGCUCUGCCUCGUCCCCAGAGCCACACAUGGGGGGGCUGGGUUCAUCGUUAGGUGGGGAGUUGCCGGUUAAGACCCCGCCGAGACCCGAGCUCCCCCUGCCCUUGCCUCCCAAACUGCCCGAGCAGCCCGCCGUGGUGGUGCCCUGCUCGGCCACAGAGGUGGAGAAGAUGGUCCACUGUGCCACACGGGAGAUCUGGGAAACCUUUGACCUGGGGAAGGAGGGGUCUCUUAUCCUUGAACAACUUCCAAAGCCUACACCGUCCCAGGAGUAUCUAGGUCAGGAGUCCAGCAGCCAGGACCAGGAAGCCCUCUCUAUCAGAAGUUACAAGAAGGCUGUGUAUGACCUGACAUGGGAGAUACUUAAGGAAAUCUUCGCUGAAGACCCAAAUACCGAUCAGCCUCAGUGGGUCAAGUCUCGUCAGGUGAAGCCCUCCUUCGUUCACAGGGUCAAGACGUCUGGAGACGUCAACAAAAUUCAGGAAUUUGUCACAGAAGAAGUGCUAAAACUGUACGGUCUGACACAAGAUCAGAGUCAAAAGACCGACUGGCAGAAGAUGCUCAAAUUUGGCAGGAAGAAGCGGGACAGAGUCGACCACCUACUGGUCCAGGAACUUCACGAGGAGGAGGCCCAGUGGGUCAACUACGACGAGGACGAGCUCUUCGUCAAGAUUCAGCUGGCGGACAGCAUAUUCGAGGCUUUGCUGAAGGACACCGCAAACACGUUCACACUAAUUUCUGACAAGAGAGCCAAAAGAGGGGCUCUCUCCUGACCUCUCCUGACCU
Fundulus heteroclitus (mummichog) is the source of this 9527-nucleotide messenger RNA. RefSeq names its product centrosomal protein 350 (gene cep350). Gene Ontology annotation, biological process: microtubule anchoring. Gene Ontology annotation, molecular function: microtubule binding. Gene Ontology annotation, cellular component: centrosome. The record is from RefSeq and is a predicted model, not a curated record. The transcript has 38 exons. Bases 374 to 9514 code for a protein of 3046 amino acids. Lineage: Eukaryota; Metazoa; Chordata; Actinopteri; Cyprinodontiformes; Fundulidae.